UUGUGGACUACUGCUCCUGUGAAGUCUAAUAUCAAACAAGGAUACUUUAUCUUUGGAGAGCAGGAGAUAUCAUUUCAUGAUGUGAUGCCUGAAGAGGACAUGAUACUAAUAAUCCGAUUUUAUCACUGGCCAAAUGGAAACCUAACAACUGCUCCAUGGGAUGUCAACCUUAACAUGGAAAGUCUAACGGAGAGUGAGGAGUGGUUAGUAGGAUGGGGAGUGCUAAGAUUAUCACGUUCGACAAAUUCAAACAACUUGAAGACUCAAGGCCCAGUCAUUACAUGGAACACUGGAACACACACUCUGCCAUUGUUUCACAGGCCUGUUCCUUCUCCUCACGAUCUUUUAGUGCUGCCUGGUGAACACUUAUAUAACAGAUGGGAGUCAUAUGGAGAUGCUACGGUGAGACUCAGUCUGUUCACUGGCAGCAGACCCAAGGUUUUUAUUGCACCAGAUUCUCCAGUCAACACAGAUACAAUUAAAGAAUGGCCUGAUGUUGCAUACAUUUAUCAGGUAAGGCCAUACCCUCUAUCUGCACCAUUUAAUGCAGGAGAUGGAUUUGAUUUGUACAUUGAUGGGGCUCGCUUUCUCCCAGAUGCUGUUACCAUUAGCAGAGUUACAGGUCGUAUCUUUGAUCGGAACUACAACCAAAUCGGUCCAGACAUAGCUACAAAGAUUGACUUGAACAGCAACAUAUUCCGACCCUUUUACAAUUACCAUGUAGAAAUCAGGAACCCACAAAUAUCGCCAUCAGCCACAUUGUUACUGAAGGUUUACUCUAUUGACAGAUUCAGUUUGAGAUUGGUCCUAAUUGGCUGGGCAGCUCUGAAUAUUUUUGUGGAGUCAGGCUAUGAAACAAGCCCAAAAGUGGAUUCUGCAGUAGUUCAGAUCUCUCUGAAUGAAGGCCCUCACCAGCUACGGCUUUACUAUGAUGGCCCUGACCCCGAUAAGCCAUUAUCAGUUAAUGCUGUUACACUUAGAGGAAGGUAUAUCCCAUGUGCUACAUUAUUAGUCAGAUUGGUGAAAGCACAGGUUGACAAGAAGCUCCAAGCUCUAGAAAGAAACAAUGUUCCCAAAACUGAAUGGGUUGAACUUGGUCUUUUCCAGCCCAUGCCGAACUAUGAUGAUAAAGUGUACUUUUCUGAUAAAGUCAGACCAACCGUAGGUGAAAAUGAGCUCUACCAUGCUAUGGUUAAUAGAUCUGUUGUUUUGGUUCGAGAAAUAGUUCCAUUGAUAGCUUCCAGCAAGGAAGAAGAGCUUGGGACCGAUGAUGAAAUUGAAAACUGGAUCCACAAAACACUUUCCAGACUGACAGACGUUAAACCAUUGUCCUUCAACCUGACCUACAUAACCAGAUAUCUCUCAACCUUUGGCAUCAAGUUAUCUGUGGAUGGGGCUAAGAAUGUACCCUGGACUAACUUCACAUUAGUUCACUGCUCAUGCAGCCCUCCUGGUGCAUAUUAUUUUGGUAGUGCAUGGAUCAGAUAUGAUCCCCCAGUUUUCAUCGAGAAUAUAGAUUUCAGCAGUCUCCAGAAGUGCCCAAAGUGGUUGGACAAUUUUAAGUCAUUCCCAAGAAGAGUUUAUCAUGAGUACCUCACUGUGAUUUUCCAUCUUUGUGAGGUUGCUGUUUCCUCAUUGGAAGAAGGUACGCUUACUUUUGAUUUGAAGGAUCAGGCCUGGUCUGCUUUACAGGUGUUUUCAAAAGGAUACUGUAACACUGCAGUUUAUCAGUUGCCACUUUACCAAGGAGCUCCCACUCAGAACGUCUUGGCUGCUUUGGCAAAAGAGGAUGCUCAGUGUGUUCUGGGAGAUCUGGUUCGCAGGAACACUAUUCUUCGAGUGAGGGGUGCAUCAGUGCUUGUUCGUGUUGCUGAUGGAAGAAGGGCUGAAGAGUUGCAAACAUAUUCUGAGGCAGAUAUUAAUCAGUCAUAUUUACCAUCUGAACUCAUUGAGUUGUACAAAGCAGAACCGAGUAGCACAUUACUCAAAGAGAUGAUUCCUGCUGGCAAGUCAAGGGAAGAUUUUAAAAAGCAACUGUCACUUCGAUUCAGAGAGCUUGCGUUACACUGCUGAUGACAAUUCCUCACGACCUGGCUAGUCCAUAAAGUCCUGGAUUUACAUCUGAAGACAGGAGAACUGGAGUACCAACUGUGCUAAAAAUCAAUAGCCUUUCCUGCACAAGAAGUCAGCAAUGAAAAGACUUACAAAUGCAGGAUUUCCCAAUUUGUUGCAUUUACAGUUAUACACAAUGUACGAUGAGGUCCCAUAUUUGAUUAUUGAAAAUGAAACAUACUUUCAAAAAAAAAUCUAAAGAAAAAAACAGAAGGGAGAAUUCAAAAGACAGUUGGGCAAGAUUCAGAUUGCAGAUUUUAGUGCAAGGAUUUUAUAUUCGAUGGUUUGAAGUGUUAAAGCAUUAAUACAAAGCAAACAAUGCAGGGUAAGUCCAGGCAUCUGGGUUUUGAACAGGUUGUUAGCAAUGAUAAAGUAGAAAUGGAGUCUGUGAAAGGCUGGAAGUACUGAUCAUUGUAGGAUGUGAAGUUUGCUUGAAAGUUCAUGCCAUGAAUUUAAGAACAUCCAACAGUACAGCACAGGCUAAGGGAAUGGGUCUGGGUGGGUUACUUGAAGGGUCAAUGUGGAUUUGUUGGGCUAAAAGGGCCUGUUUGCACACUAGGAAUUCUAAUUCAGUUACAGACCCUGGUCCACCAUGUCAGUGUCAACCACGAUGCUAUUCUAAACUAAUCCCAUCUGUCUGCUCUACUGCCUACCUGUUCAUGUCUGUUUAAAUGCCUCUUAAAACAUUGCUGUUGUAUCUGCUUCUACCACAUAUUCUCUUGCCCAUUUUCUUUAAACUGGACCCCUACCCCAUAACCUUAAACUGACUAUCCACACCUCAAUUUUUUAAAUACUUCUAUCAUAUCACUCCACAGCCUCCAAAGCUCUCGCAAAAACGACAAGUUUAUCCAACCUCUUCUCAUAGCUAAUGCACUCCAAUCCAGGCAACAUUCUGGUAAACCUCUUUUGCAUCUUCUCCAAAGCCUCAACAUCCUUCCUAUAAUAAUGGUAAAUUAGAACUGCACACUUCUCCAAAUGUGGCCAAUCUAAAGUUUUUUAGAACUGCUGACUUUUAUGCCUCAUACCCCAACUGAUGAAGACAAGCAUGCAUAUGCCUUUUUACCACCUUCUUCACGUUUUGCCACUUUCAGCAACCAGAGAUUUCUCCAUAUACAAAUAUUAAGGGUCCUGCCAUAUCCUGUACACUUUCCUAAUGUUUGACCUCCCAAAUGCACCACCUCACUUAUCUGCAUGAAACUGCCAUUUCUCUGCCCAAUUGAUCUUUAUCCUUUGACAAUCUUCCUCACUAUCUGUUACUUCAAUUUUCACGUCCUCUGCAAACUUACUAAUCAGACCACUUACAUUUCCAUCCAAGCUUAUAUGUAAAUAGAGCUUCCACCUUGCAGAACACCGGUGUUCAGAUUGCCAGUCAUUAAAACCCUCUCCACAACUACUAGGUCUUCUAUUACCAGGCUAAUUUUGUAUCCAAUUUACCAUAAUCCCACGUGACUUAUCUUCUGGACCAGCCUACCACGAGGAACCUGGUUAAAAUGCUUUACUAAAGUCCCUGUAGACACCAUUCAAUGCCCUAUCCUAUUUAACUCGAGGAAACAGCAACAGAACAGUCAAGUGUUAUCGAUCCAGUCAAUUCAGACAGGUUUAUGUCAAAAUAUACAAUGGUUUCAAACAAUUGCCAAGUUGAAACAGGCAACUUCAUGCUGGCCUUCUUUGCAUAUGGAGUUAAUUCUAAUAAGCUGAAAUUGCCAAAUAGAAAUGAACAGUCCUUUGUGGCUAAUAAAAUGUACCUAACUAAACAAUACUAACUUUAGAUGAAUUCUGGUCUCAGAAUCUACACAGUAAGGUCAUAAUGCUAUGUAUUUACAAAAAGCUUUAAAAAGUAGUCAAAACCACUCUUGCAGUGAAUAAAUAAAAUCUUAAAACAAGCAAGUGACUUAAUCGAAUGGUGU
Molecule: messenger RNA, 4019 nt
Organism: Chiloscyllium plagiosum (whitespotted bambooshark)
Lineage: Eukaryota; Metazoa; Chordata; Chondrichthyes; Orectolobiformes; Hemiscylliidae
Source: RefSeq, a predicted model, not a curated record